AUGACGACCGGCGACCGGCGCGCGGGGCUCGCGUUCGCGUUCGCGGGCGGCGCGGGCGGCGACGAGGCGACCGGCGGCGACGGGGCGACCGGCGGCGGCGACGGCAUGAACAGCGAUAACCUGCCGCCGGAGAUGCUGGAGAAGGACCCGUGGGAGGGUGAGACGUUUGAGAAGCUGGGCGACGCGGUGAAGAACUGGGGUUUGUUCAUCGUGGUGUUCAUGGCCGUCGGCGCCGGGGUGGUGGCGGCGAACACGUACAACGACGGAGCCGCGUUCGUGGACUUCCAGGACUACGAUUCCCCGGACCAGGCCGUCGCCGCGGCGCUCAAGAAGUGA
Micromonas commoda is the source of this 336-nucleotide messenger RNA. RefSeq lists its product with no specific name. The transcript has a single exon. The record is from RefSeq and is a predicted model, not a curated record. The coding region runs from base 1 to 336 and encodes 111 amino acids. NCBI's taxonomy places the organism in Eukaryota, Viridiplantae, Chlorophyta, Mamiellophyceae, Mamiellales, Mamiellaceae.